GAAAUGACAUCACAAUUACUCACCAAUCAAUUUGACUUUUGGUAUGACGUAACAGUCACCAACAAUUUUAUAUGAUAUGACGUCGUAAUCAGCUGGCAAGCUGAAAUUAGCAGCUCUUUCUAGAAUAAAUAGAACAAACAUUAGUGCAUGUAAAUACACAAAUUCUUAAACAAUUGAAACGUUAGCAUUAAAAGCAGAAUUUAGUGAAUACUUUUAACCAUGGCUUUACUUUCUUUAUGGAGAAAAAAUAACAACGUACGUCACAAAUGCUUUAAACGUUGUUAUCCUUUCAGCGAUUUGUUAGCCGAUCUUCAGAAUGAAUUGUUCUUCGAAUUAGAGAAUCUUUACUCUCUAUAUUCUAAAGAUUACGUGAAUAAAAUUUCAUUGAAACGAAAAUGUAUUGAAAGUAAUGUUAUAAUAGAGCUGGAUGAAACAAAACAUUAUGAACCGAAAGAAUUGAAAAUAAAGAUGAAAGGACGACAGAUAGAAAUUACCGGAAAGCACGAAGAAAAAUACGAAAGGAAGAAAAAUUAUGCAUAUAGAGAAUUUCGACGUGUUUUCCAACUUCCGGAAGAUGCUGAUCCCGAAUCUGUUUCCUCGGAAUUAACGAAAGACGGAUUAUUAAGGAUUCGAGUUUCUCCUUUAUAUAAAGAAAGAUCAAUACACAUCACAGUUGAAAAGGAUAAUUUAAAAAAGUCGAAAUGUGAAAAGAAAGAUGUUAAUUCUGAAUGCUGACCUUAGGAGUACUGAAUCUUUAAGAAUUUGAAGAUGGAAGAAGAGCCAAGUGCAACAUUUAAUCCAUUCCAAAAUGAAGAUGUUAUGAAGACUUCUAGAACAUUGUGAAUGAUAAUCUUUACACAAGACUGAAAUAUCAUUACAAACUUCUAUAAUAAAAAAAAAUGUUUUUGAAAUUAUUAUAUCCAAAAUCUAACUUGAUAAAUGCAAACUUUCAGUUUCAAAAUUUCAUUUUAUCAUAAUUCAUCUUUGUUACUCUGCAUUCAAACUGCUCAGUCAACUUCACAAAUAGACUAUCAGUUUAUAAUGCAGGGGUGUCCAACCUUUUUAUUUUUUUGGGCCGCAUUGGAAGAAGUUAAGGAGU
This is a messenger RNA of Centruroides sculpturatus (bark scorpion), 1099 nucleotides long. Its product is annotated as heat shock protein 30-like. Gene Ontology annotation, molecular function: protein folding chaperone. Gene Ontology annotation, biological process: response to heat; protein refolding. The record is from RefSeq and is a predicted model, not a curated record. NCBI's taxonomy places the organism in Eukaryota, Metazoa, Arthropoda, Arachnida, Scorpiones, Buthidae. Bases 220 to 735 code for a protein of 171 amino acids. The transcript has 2 exons.